This is a messenger RNA of Camelina sativa (false flax), 1686 nucleotides long. RefSeq names its product chlorophyll(ide) b reductase NOL, chloroplastic-like. The record is from RefSeq and is a predicted model, not a curated record. Gene Ontology annotation, biological process: chlorophyll catabolic process; PSII associated light-harvesting complex II catabolic process. Gene Ontology annotation, molecular function: chlorophyll(ide) b reductase activity. Lineage: Eukaryota; Viridiplantae; Streptophyta; Magnoliopsida; Brassicales; Brassicaceae.
UUGUACCUUAUAAUAAAAUUAAAUAAAAAAAGAUGAACUAAUUUUCUAUUGAUAACAAUCGUUUCACGGAUUUGGGUCAGUUUGAUAUGAUGACUAGUUAUGUAAAGUAUCUGAAAUAUUUAAGAAAAUGUAGGGACUAAAAACAAGUGAUCACAAUUUCAAUGGUGAUCACUUGUAUCCUACUUAGACAAGUGAUCACAAUUUCAAUGGUGUAAGUGUAACUAUCGCAUGUAUUUCUUCUCGACAUAUUUCUUCUACACGUAACUAUAGUGUCAUUUAAGAGACAAAACAAUAGUAUAAGGGUUACUAACAUAAAAUUCCGAAACUUUAGGGGCUUUAAUGUAUUUGAACAAUAAAUGGAGUUUUUAUCAUCUUAUAUAUCGCCACGUGGCACAAAAUACUCUCAAGGAGCUUACUUGCCUCUCUCUCUCUCUUUGAGCUUGUCUGACUCUGUAAUGGCUACUUGGAGUGGUUUCAAUGUCUCUUCUUCUCCGUCGCUUAGGCUUCGCUCUUACUCCAUCGCAAACGCCACUCAGCUUCCGUUUCUCUCCCCUCUUUGCCGGCGUCGGUUACUGGCAGAACGCUUCGGUCUCGGAACCAUCGUUGUUUUGCGCCGAGACCUCUCAGUUUCUCCGCCGCGUGCGGCGGGGAUGGAAGCUCGCAUCUCAGGGAAAAGAGAACCCAUGGUGCCUCCAUAUAACGUUUUGAUCACUGGCUCAACGAAAGGUAUAGGAUAUGCAUUAGCUAGAGAGUUUUUGAAAGCAGGCGACAAUGUUGUGAUUUGCUCUAGAUCAGCUGAACGAGUUGAGUCUGCUCUUCAGAGUCUAAAGGAAGACUUUGGGGAGCAUGUGUGGGGAACUAAGUGUGAUGUUAGGGAAGGCAAGGAUGUGAGGGAACUAGUAGCUUAUUGUCAACAGAAUCUGAAAUACAUUGACAUUUGGAUAAAUAAUGCGGGAUCUAAUGCCUACAGCUUUAAACCUUUGGCAGAGGCCUCGGAUGAGGAUCUUAUCGAGGUUGUGAAGACCAACACCCUUGGUCUGAUGUUAUGUUGCCGAGAGGCAAUGAAUAUGAUGUUGACUCAAUCUCGAGGUGGUCAUAUCUUCAAUAUUGAUGGAGCUGGUUCAGAUGGGAAACCAACACCCAGGUUUGCUGCAUAUGGCGCAACUAAACGAAGUGUUGUUCACUUGACAAAGUCAUUACAGGCAGAGUUGCAGAUGCAAGAUGUUAAAAAUGUGGUGGUGCACAAUCUGUCGCCUGGAAUGGUCACAACUGAUCUACUCAUGUCAGGAGCAACAACAAAACAAGCCAAGUUCUUCAUUAAUGUGUUGGCAGAGCCAGCCGAAGUGGUGGCUGAGUACGUUGUCCCGAACAUAAGGGCAAUACCGGCUAGCGGAUCGAUGAAGCCGACUUACAUUCGUUUCCUAACCGGAAUCAAAGCCUACACCAAAAUAUUCUCAAGAGUUGCAUUGGGAGCAAGGAAGAACAGGUAUGUGACUGAAGACUAGGUAUCAAACUAAGAAUAAGAGAUGUAUUGUGGUUUCCCUGUUUCUUGAAUCAUGGUUAACUGUUGAAACCCGGAUACUCACUGACCUCUACACUUUGUUAAUUACACUUCAAAAAAUGCAUACUAUUGUGUGCAUUUGUUUUUAAGUUAAUUUGUAAAUAAGCUACAAGAUUCUUAGUUAA